Molecule: messenger RNA, 1482 nt
Organism: Portunus trituberculatus (swimming crab)
Lineage: Eukaryota; Metazoa; Arthropoda; Malacostraca; Decapoda; Portunidae
Exons: 1
Coding region: 1-1482 (493 amino acids)
Source: RefSeq, a predicted model, not a curated record
AUGGAAGAUUCAUUAGGGCAAGGAGAAUCUCAGAAUUAUUCUGUAAACCCCUAUUUCUUGCUUGAGGAUCAAGGUACAACCAGCCAUUGUGACCUGAAGAAAAUGGAGAAGCAAGGUGAUGAGAGUGAUGCAGAGCAAAAUGUUUUACAGAAUGUGAGUGAGGAACUUUGUAAGAUAGUGCCAGAAUGCAUUCAGGGUAACUCUGCUACUAAACUCAGUGACGUGGAGAGUGUUAGUAAGGGAAGCAUAAUGAGUAGGUGUGGUAAUGAGGACAUGGAGAAGGGGAAGGGUGUUGAAGGCAUUGAACAAGAUGGUGAGAAUAUCCAUAGUGAAGCAGGUUGUGAAGAUAGCAAAAUACAUGAGUUUGAAACUUCCUCAAAGAAAUCGGAUGUUGACAGAGAAAAUGAUGAUUUGAAUGAAAAUGGUGAUAGUUUUGAAGGAGUGAAGGAAGUUACAGGAAGUCAUUCUACAACACAUGAGGGUGAUGUAAAUGAGAGGAAUGAAGAGAAAGCUGCUGGGAUUGCAGUUCUUGGUGAUAGUGAAAGUAAUGUUAACUCUGACUCCAGAGAUUUUAAAAAUGAAGAAAACAACCAAAAUAUGAGUAGUUUCAUCUUGGAAGGUGAAGAAAAUGAAGAUGAUAAAAGUAUGAACAUCUCUGGCUUAGAAGGUGAUGAGAAUAGAAAGGAUAUCCAAAAUAUGAUUAGUUUUGACUCAAGUGGUGAUGAUAAUGAUAUUAGCUUAUAUUUAAGCAGUUCUUCUGAAAUGGAAGUCAGUGAAAAUGAAGAAGCCAGACAAGCAAUGAGUAAUUCUGUCACUGAAGAUGAUGAUAAUGAAGAGACUAGCCAAACAAUUAAUAGUUCUAGUUUUGAUGACAGUGAAAGUGAAGAUAUUAGUCAGAGUACAGUUAAAUCUGACUUACAAGACAGUGGAGAUAGAGAGAACAAUCAAUCAUUGGCUAGUUCUGGCUUAGAAAGUGAAGAAAACAGCCAGAUGUGUAAUUCUGGCAUGGAAAGCAAUGAAAAUGAGAACUACCAAAUGGAAACUGGUUAUGUCAUAAAGGGAAAUGAAAAUGAGAACACAAUGACUAGCAUGGAAAAAGAUGACAGGAUGGUAGAAAUGAAUGAAGACAGUUCAGAAAUGGAGCAUGAUAUGUCUUUCCAUGAUAGUAAAAAAGAUAAUGUGUUAAAUGAGGAGGACAUUCAGGAAAAUGACAAGGAAGGUAGUACAGAAGUGGAAAGUGAUAAAGAGACAAAAAAGAAUACUAACAGCUGUGUUAUCCAAGAACAACUUGAAGACUUCACCAAAGAAACACAAGGCUGUCUGGAAGCUGAGUCAAGACUGAAAGACACACAAGAAGACUCCAUGGAAAGAAGUUUAGAAGAAAAAAUAAGUGAAUCAAAUGACUCUGCACAGAAUGCUGAAAGAAGUGAAGACCAGGACUUGAGAACAGUGACAGAGGAAGGAGGAAAGAUGCAGAACUAG